Molecule: messenger RNA, 1605 nt
Organism: Didymosphaeria variabile
Lineage: Eukaryota; Fungi; Ascomycota; Dothideomycetes; Pleosporales; Didymosphaeriaceae
Exons: 2
Coding region: 1-1605 (534 amino acids)
Biological process (GO): negative regulation of transcription by RNA polymerase II
Cellular component (GO): Sin3-type complex
Molecular function (GO): histone deacetylase binding
Source: RefSeq, a predicted model, not a curated record
AUGGCCUUGGACCACGCAGGCUCGCCGCAGCCUGCAGUUUCGAAGCGCGACAAGCGGCGCAACAUGCUCGCCGACAAGCUCUCUGAGAUGAUGGCAUCCUUCUCCGACAAUAGGGAUAGCCACUACCGCGCCCAGUUGGCCGCUCUGCAAGCCGAUAUCAACCUCAUCCUCAAAGCCGACCCGUAUACGAACAAGCCACUCGAGGAUGCUGGCGAGGAGGCAUCCGAGCUCAUCACCUCCAUCAUGGGCAACAAUGCGCCGACCGCACCAAGCGCGGGCACCGACUACGUCGCUCAGUGUGGAAAAUACUAUGGGCGCUUCGUAGACAACGUCAAUGAUGCUAUAGAGGACCGCGACCGCGAUCUCACAAUGCUGUUUAACAAACACCAGAACACUAAGAACGAGAUCGAGAAUGCGCACUUCUACAAGGUGCAAAUAGCCGAAGAAGAGCACAAGCUUCUCGCGGCCACCAUCCGCGAACGCCUCAUGGCUACCAUACAGACACGCACCAUGCGUCUGAAGCGCGAGAAGGAGCAAUUAGACCUCUCGGACAGUAACGCCAUGCUGCUGCACCCAAAUCAGUUCAGCAUUGGCAAUCCCGCCAGCCCAGGCGGGCCCCAGGCGCCACGCAAGACACGCAGGACAGGACACAAGUUCGGCGAUGCGGAGGACAUUGCGCAAGAGAACAAGCGCAAGCGAAAGCUCUUCGAAACAGACGACAACGACUCUCCUGGCCCCUCUGGCCGCAACGUCGAGUUUGGCGCCAACUCGCCCUUCCGUGAAGCCAAAGCCCGCACCAUGCACACGCAAUUCGAAGCCUCGGCCUACUCUCUCGAGCGCCUCUUCACCGAGAAAGAGCUCAACAUGGCCAUAAACCAAGCCACAACCGCCGCCUCGAACUUCUUCGCCAAGAUGAAGACAUCCGACACCGAGCAGCCCACAACCAACGGCACAAACGGCACCACCACCAACGGCGACCGCGCCCUCGACAUAGGCGAUGACGCCCCCGAAGAGCAAGACUCUGACGAUAUUCCCGGCGCAGUUGACAUGGGCCGGCAAGUCUCGUCCAACCCGCACGCCACCCGCGGCGCAACUCGCGCGCAUCCCAACUUCAACCUCGCGACCGGCACAAUCCCCACUAUGUACGCCCCGCCCUUCAUCCUCGAUGCGAAGAUCUUCCAGAAACCAAAUGCGUCCGCUCCAGCGCCCCCGCCCCUCGGCGCCGCAGAUGUAGAGCAAGAUCUCAAACUCAUGCUGCGCGACGCCCGGCCGGACGACGAGCUCAACGAGAAGCUGCUUCAGGCAGCUGUGCAUCCUGUGCGCGCGAGAGAAUAUGCGAUACAGCCGCCGGAAUACCGCGAGCCGGCCAACGAGACAACGAGUCUGGUCAGGACGUUGGUGCCGCACCUGGAGGUUGGGAACGGUGCGGUGCUCGGUGGCGUGCCGAUGAGCGCGCAGAGCAGUAUGGGCGGGUAUAGUGACGCUGGUGGUAAUACGCCGAUGGGAAGGUACGGGGAGAGUAGUCUUGCGGCCGCGCUCGGAGGUGUGGGCAUGGCGCGGACGGCCAGUGGAAGUGGGCGAAGGGGCGGAAGGAGAGGCGGAUAG